Messenger RNA from Mesocricetus auratus (golden hamster), 780 nucleotides. RefSeq names its product olfactory receptor 5A2-like. Gene Ontology annotation, cellular component: membrane. NCBI's taxonomy places the organism in Eukaryota, Metazoa, Chordata, Mammalia, Rodentia, Cricetidae. The record is from RefSeq and is a predicted model, not a curated record. Gene Ontology annotation, molecular function: olfactory receptor activity; G protein-coupled receptor activity. Gene Ontology annotation, biological process: G protein-coupled receptor signaling pathway.
AUGGAAGUUGGAAAUGUCACUGAGUUUGUGCUCCUGGGACUGACCAGCAACCCUUGGACUGGGGUACUGCUCUUUGCGCUGUUCUUGGAUUACCUCUUGACCCUCGUGGGGAACUUGCCGAUGCUGCUGGUGAUCAGCUGUGAUCCCCACCUUCAUACCCCCAUGCACUUCUUCCUGAGACACCUCUCCCUCAUAGAUGUUUUCUAUUCUUCAGUCAUUGCGCCUAAGUUGCUGAAGAGCCUUAUUUCUGAGUGGAAGACUAUAUUGUUCCUUGGGUUUUUCAUUCAGAUCACCCUGGUUAUAUUUUCUGGGGCCACUGAAGCCUGCCUCCUUUCUGCCAUGGCCUAUGACCGGUUCCAGGCUGUGUGCCACCCACUGUUAUAUGUGGUCACUAUGAAUGGAAAGGUAUGCUCUGGGCUGGCGGUUUUGUCUUGGGCUGGAGGAAUCAGCGUUAACCUGAUUAACGCCCUCCUGCUAGCUCAAGAGCACUUCUGUGGCCGGAACCUAGUCCACGGCUUUGCCUGUGAGACGCCCCCAGUGCUCCUGCUGGUCUGUUCUGACCCCCACACUACUGUCACCUCCACCCUGACAACACUGGUGAUCUUAGGCUUUGGUACUCUGGUCCUGCUACUGGGAUCCUACAGCCGCAUCAUCAUGACAGCCCUGAGCAUCAACUCGGCCACAGGUCGGAGCAAGAGCUUCUCCACAUGUUCUUCAUGUGACUUCCUUGUAGCCUCCAUCUUUUACGGUUCGGGAGUAUUCGGGCGUGGCCCACAGUAG